Messenger RNA from Fusarium oxysporum Fo47, 1371 nucleotides. RefSeq names its product major facilitator superfamily domain-containing protein. Gene Ontology annotation, biological process: transmembrane transport. Gene Ontology annotation, molecular function: transmembrane transporter activity. The record is from RefSeq and is a predicted model, not a curated record. NCBI's taxonomy places the organism in Eukaryota, Fungi, Ascomycota, Sordariomycetes, Hypocreales, Nectriaceae. The transcript is spliced from 3 exons. Bases 1 to 1371 code for a protein of 456 amino acids.
AUGAACUCAUUGCAGCGAGCCAUUUCAAAAAUUGCAUCAAGCCCAGGUACAGAGUCUGACCGGCUGGAAACAAAUCAAGAUGAUUUUGUCGAAUUGAGGGAUGGCGAUGUUGAAAAUCCAAGGAACUUGUCACCGGCAAGAAAACGGUACCUCACCUCCAUCACGAUGUUAAUAUUGGCAAACGGCAGUAUCGCCAGCAGCAUCACAGCAGGGAAUACUCAGUCAAUCACCGAAGAAUUUGGCAUUUCGAGUGUUGCUGCCCAGCUCACGACGUCACUUUUCCUGCUGGGCUUUUGUACAGGGCCUUUGCUGUUUGGCCCACUAUCCGAAUUCUACGGACGCCAGUGGCUGCUGCAUCUUACCUUAUUUAUCUACUUCUGCUUUACGUGCCUGACGGCUUGGCCACCAAAUUUGGGUAGUCUGCUGGUGGGCAGAUUUCUUGCUGGAUGUUUCGCUGCAGGGCCCUUUGCCAUUGGGCCUGGUGUCCUGGUUGAUCUAUGGGAUAAGUGUGAGUGCGGUAAUGCGAUGGGCAUGUUGAUCUGUAUAUGUUGGAUCGGCCCGGCCCUGGGUACUGUUAUAUCUGGGCGCUUCGAGCUGAAGAGGGACUGGCGUUGGUCUAUGUAUGCAAAAAUGGCUCGGCAGCAAGGUCACGACGUACAGGCCGCAGGGGAGGCUUCCAGACCAAAGCUGCUUCAGCUCUAUAAGACUGCUCUGGCACGACCUUGGGUCCUCGUUCUCGACACCAUUUCUCUGCUAUGUUGCCUUUACUCCUGUCUCAUUGCUGCUCUACAAUACAUGCUCUUCAGCAUAUAUCCUAUAGUGUUUCAGGAGCUGAGAGGAUGGAAUACCGCCGUGUCCCAACUCCCCGUUCUCGGACAGGCCGUCGGUGCCGUGUUCGGCCUCCUUAUGGUGUUUGAUCAUACGAGGCGUCGCAAGGCAAAGGCGAAUACGGGGAGGGGGAUGCUUCCAGAGGACCAUAUGGAUCUAGCCAUGAUAGGCGGCGUGGGCUUCCCGAUCUCGAUGCUCUGGCUGUGUUGGAGCGCCCAGUACAACUCCGUGCAUUGGAUCGUGCCAACAGCGGGUGGCAUGGUUCUGGCGACAUGCCUGAUGCUGAUCCAUGUGUCCUGCUUUAGUUACAUAACUGACGCCUACGCGGACUACGCUGCUUCCGUCAUAGCUGCCAAUAUUGUUGCGAGAUGUAUCAGCAGUGCGGGAGCUCCUCUUUUCACUAGGCAGAUGUUCGACGCCCUUGGAGUCGGCGACGGAGGGUCGCUUAUUGCGGGUGUGGCAGCGCCUCUUGCCGUCAUACCAUUCUUGUUCUACCGUUAUGGCCACACUAUCCGCUCGCGCAGCAAAUAUGCUCUUGCUUGA